AUGGCGAGUGGGCGGGCCCCAGCCCCCCUUCCCCCCUCCCGGCUCUCUGACCCACAGUCCCACCGAUACCAGCGCAGGGCCUGGGGGGGGCGGGGAGGGGUCUGGCGCCAGAGGACAGCCCGCAGCCGAGCCCCAGGGUCUCCCAUCCCCCGGCAGGGCCCCGGAAAGCAGGACUCUGGCUGCGCAGGAGCUUCCAGACCAUGUGGCCGGUCCCAGGAGGGACCCGCUGAGGAGGGACCCGGGCGCACCAUAAAGCCCGGGGUGGCCGAGAUCACGCGGCUCCUGAAGCCCGAGAUAAAAGGAUCUCUGGAGGCUGCAAGCGGCGCUGCUAGACCCCCACGAAAAGGAGAGGCCGGCCUUGGGAGGGGGCCGCGGGCAGCAGAGCCUCCCUCGGACACAGCCGCCGCGGCGCCGGGAUGGGGCUGGCUGGGGAGGAGAAGGCAGCCCAGCUACCGGCCGGCCCUUGGGGCAGCGAGGGGAGGGGGCCCGCGGCCGGGGGCCGGGCUGUGCACCCCGGGAGGGAGGGGAGCAGGAGGCCCGCUCUCCCAGCCCGGAGCCUCGCCGGCGCCCGCCUCCGCUCGCCAUGGGAAAGCCCGAGGGCACCUCCAAGCGCCCACCUGCUGGCGGGCGGCUAAGAACGGGAGGGGCGACCACCGCAGGCCGCCGGGGGGGGGGGCAGCUCCUUCCCCUGUGGCAGCCCCGGCCCCUCCCCGCCUCCGCGCCGGGAGCGGAGACUCCUCCAGGCCCCGGGAGCCGGCCGCCGGCGCGCUCUCCCUGGCAGCCCGUGGGCCGCGGACCUGCUCCUCGGCCGUCCCGCCCCCCGCGCUGGCUCGGCCCGGCCCCGCCCGCUCCCCAGGCCCGGCCAGCGUGGGCUGGUGGGCCACCUCCUGCCUGCCCCACCCGCCAGACAGGGCAGCUUGCCCCGGCCUGGGCCUCGGAGGGGGGCCUGAGGCGCAGGCGCCAUUGGACCCUAUUGGGCCGGGGGAGCGGGCCCCCGCCCGGCCGGCGUCCAAUGGCAGGUCCGGCUCCGGGGCCGCCCGUGGGGCGGACACCUGGGCCCGGGAGGGGAGGGGGCCCAACCUGGGCGGGCACCUGGGAUCCAGGCUGAGCCUGGGACUGGGAGGCGUCCUCCAGCCGAGAGCGAGCCUGACUUUCCCGCCAGGCCCGGACCCUUCCCAGCGCAGGGACCCUGGGCCAGGGCAUGGCCCCCUCUAUGCCCCGCGGCGGGGAAGAAAGCGCUCCUCCCUCGCGAGGACCGAGCCCAGAGCUCCACCAGCCGGAGGCCGACCCUGUUCACCUGGGCUGGGAUUGGAGGGGGCGGGGGCGGGGCGGGGCGUCAGGGGCUCAGCCUCGGGCCCCAGUGCGCCCUCAGCUCCCAGCCCGCUGCCGCCGCCCUCCCUGCAGCCCCAGGCUCGAAGCCCUCGCGGAGCCGGCAGCCCAUCCCGGGCUCGCUCCCUUGCUCCUGACAACCGGGAGCCCCUGCGUGGGGAGGGGGCCCCGCUCCAUCGAUUGGUCACCGCAUGGCGACCAAGCUGGGCUGGGCCGCAGAGGCCCGGGACACACACUGCCGGCCAGCCUGGCCUGCCAGUCACUGCCUGCUCACUUGUCCCAGGGCAGGCCUUGGGAGCUCAGUCCUUCUUGCAUGAGGAGGGCACCGGGCGCCAGAGGCUCCGUGCCGCAAAAUCAGUUCCAGAGCAGUUUGAUGACCCGUAUCCGGGCAUCAAGAAGCCAGAGGUAGAAACGAGAAGCCCCCGUGGCGGCGAAGCUGCGAAAACGGCCCCUCCCACUAUCCGGGCGGCCCGUUGCAGCCCCCGGCAGAGACGGAGUCUGUACGCGAUGAAACAAAAAGGAUUCGUGAGCAAGGCCGCAGACGGGGCUCGGCUGCCGGCCUGGAUGCGUGGCCCGCUGGCCGCCGGGGCCCAAGGGAGGUGCUGCCCGUCAACUGGAAGAAGGCGGCGGCGGCGGCGGCGGCGGGACGUCGGGACCCGGAGAAGUAGCGGGGAGCGCUGGCAGGGAAGGCCGCCCCCGCCCGCCGCCACGGGGGCAGCGUCACGGCCCCCCCUGCGCGCAAACGGACGCCCCGCGACGCCUCCGGACAAUUCGCCCCUGCGGAGUCGGGCUUGCGGCCUAUCCCGGCUCGCUCCGCCGGCCGUUUGCGGCCCCGCCCUCCUCCUACCCCGGCCUCUGGGAACCUCGGCUUCCUGCAGCGCGCUGAGAACCCUGGCGCAGGCUUUUUCCCGACAGCCCCCGUUCCGACGUCUGCUCCUGCUCCGCUCUGGCCCGGGAAUGGCGGCGUCCCUGUGGCCGUUACGGGGGCCUGCCUCGUGCGCCCUGCCCGUGGCCCCCGCGCCGGGGAGCGGCCAGAAAGGCGGCCCCGAGGGACCCACUGGCUACGUGGGCCAUGCUGCGCGCAUAGCCGCCCUCCCCCAGCAGGGGGCGCCCCCGCUCCCUUAA
Sarcophilus harrisii (Tasmanian devil) is the source of this 2454-nucleotide messenger RNA. Its product is annotated as collagen alpha-1(I) chain-like. The transcript is spliced from 6 exons. The record is from RefSeq and is a predicted model, not a curated record. NCBI's taxonomy places the organism in Eukaryota, Metazoa, Chordata, Mammalia, Dasyuromorphia, Dasyuridae. Bases 1 to 2454 code for a protein of 817 amino acids.